AUGGCCAAAGCUGCGAAUGCCCGGAGUCUGCUCUAUGUGCCGGUGGACGUGACCGACGCCUCGAUGUCUUCCACUCUGCCACGCAAUGGGAAGGACAGAGACCUGAUCUACAGGCCGCCACCGCCAAAGCCGGACUUGAGACGCCGCGACUCCGCGCCGGACCUCCAGGAGCACAUAUGGAAGCAGAGGCCGAAGUCCAAUGCAUCCAACCCGCCAUCUCCCACCUCCGAGACAGGCUUGAAGGAGCUGACUCGGGGUGAAGAACCCCAGCUCUUGUGGGAACGCUCUCGCUCUCGCUCUCCCGAAAAGCUGGCGCGUGCCUCGCAAUUCUCACUCUUCCCGCAUGGCGAGAUGGACAGGAGGCAUCGCCUGAAGUCGACAUCGCCGGUCCGCAGUGUGUCGCCCAGCUUCCGGUCAAGUCCGAGGAGCCCCCGGAGCCCGAGCGGCACCCGGACCCCGGCCAAGGAUUACUCCCGCAGCAUCCACGUGACGGACACCCCGUGGACCCGGCAUCCAUCCUCGCCCGUACCGAGACCUUGGAAGUGA
This is a messenger RNA of Effrenium voratum, 546 nucleotides long. NCBI's taxonomy places the organism in Eukaryota, Dinophyceae, Suessiales, Symbiodiniaceae. The record is from the annotation of a GenBank genome assembly.